AUGUCCAGUAUAACAAUUUCAUCAACAUCUCUUAAUGAAGAAAUGAAUCAUCUAAUAAAAUUAUGUUCAUAUAUUUCACAAACAGCUUCUCGUAUACGAUCUGAACAUCUUUCAAAUGUUUCUUUUUCACCUGAUUAUAUAAAAUACUAUCAUCAUCAAUUAUUAUCAAUAGCUGAAAAUAUUGAAGGUUCUGCUGUUUUACUUGAAUCAUUAUUAGCAAUUGAAAAACGUCGAUGUAUUUCUAUUGAAACAAAGAAAACAAGAUAUUAUUAUACACGUGAAGAUUUAUUAAAAUUACGACAACAUGUUUCAUCAAGUUUAUCCAUACAAAUAAAACACUCAUUAGAUUUAGUUAUUGAACGUGAAAGUAAUUGUAUAGAUAAACAAAGUAAAACAUUCGGAAGAGAUAUUCGAACAAUUUUAAUUUAG
Molecule: messenger RNA, 429 nt
Organism: Adineta steineri
Lineage: Eukaryota; Metazoa; Rotifera; Eurotatoria; Adinetida; Adinetidae
Source: the annotation of a GenBank genome assembly